AUGUCACUGCUCGGUUUGCCUUCCGAAUUACUACUUGUCGUUGCAGAUUUUCUGGUGGCCGAGGGAGACAUUAACCCAUUGGCUCAAGCCAACCGCUGCGCUUAUUCUCUACUAAAUCCGUACCUGUAUCGACGCAAUUCGGUGGGUUCCGGAAGCUCGGCUCUAUUAUGGGCAGCCCGUCAGGGUCGGGAGGAGACAGCUCGAAUAUGUAUUUCUGAAAGAGCAAAUGUUGGGGUGAUCGAUGGCGUUGCCAGAACGCCGUUGUCGCGCGCGGCUGGGAAUGGGCACGAGGGGGUGGUGAGGCUUAUGCUAGCAACUGGGAGAGUUGAUGUCGAUUCCAAGGACUUAGAAGGUCGCAGUCCGCUGUCUCAUGCUGCCGGUAAUGGCCACGAAGGGGUUGUAAAGCUGUUAUUAACAACAGGGAAGGUGGAUGUCGACGGAAGGGACGACCUCAAUACCACACCGUUUUCUCACGCUGCCGGAAACGGCCACGAGAGGGUAGUGAGCCUGUUAUUAACAACAGGGAUAGUGGAUAUCAAUGCAGAAGAUAACUUCAACAUCACACCGUUAUCAGAAGCUGCGCGCAAUGGCCACGAAGGGGUAGUGAGGCUGCUACUAGCGACCGGGAGGGUGGAUGUUCACACAAAAAACGCAAAAGGUCGUAUUCCGUUGUCUCGCGCUGCCAGCAGGGGCCAUGAGGGAGUGGUGAGCCUGUUACUAUCGACUGGGAGAUUGGAUACGUACUGGAGUCGAAAUGUCGUAGACCGUUGUCUCGCGCUACUCGGAGGGGUUUGGAAGUAG
Penicillium subrubescens is the source of this 801-nucleotide messenger RNA. Its product is annotated as ankyrin repeat domain-containing protein. Bases 1 to 801 code for a protein of 266 amino acids. Gene Ontology annotation, molecular function: protein binding. The transcript has a single exon. Gene Ontology annotation, cellular component: cytoplasm; nucleus. Lineage: Eukaryota; Fungi; Ascomycota; Eurotiomycetes; Eurotiales; Aspergillaceae. The record is from RefSeq and is a predicted model, not a curated record.